CUUUCCCAAUAAAAAACCCUAGUAAUUAAUAUUCCCAAAUUUCUUGCUGAUUUCUAAAGUUCCGUUCUUGAUUCGACGAUGUCUCAGUCCGACGAACUUACCUUCCCAGAACCGGACCCGAACACACAUUCCCAUUCACGUACCCAAACCCUCGAUCACCUCGCCCGCCGCGGCACCAUUUUUUGCCCCGUUACCGACCAUAAUCCCUUCGAUUCCCAAAGCUACGACUCGGACUGGUUCUCCGAUUUAGGCUCCGGCUCGGGCCGCGAUGUGGGCAACUUCCUCAACGACCUCUUUGAGGAAGUGGGUCGCUCUAAUGAUGAUGAUGAUGAUGAUGAUGAUGAUGAUGAUUUACACGCUUUCGACGUACCCGGCUCUGUCUCCGAUCCGUUUUCCGAGUUUGAAUUCGGAAAUGGUGGCGAAUUAGGCCCGGAUCACGAAGUGGAUUUACAGUGGCUGGGUUUUGGAGUUAAACUCGAUUUCGAUACGCAGCGCUCGGGUACCGAUGGUCUCUGCAUUGCUGGGCACGACUCUGAGUCGGAUCGGGAUACGGAAUCCAGUUCCGUGGAUUCUAAUAUUCGUGGGGACAGAUUUUGUUUGGAGGAGCAGGGGAAUGGGCUUGAGGUUCUCCUUCCAGAGGGUUUCGAAUGGGAGGAAGUGGAAGACGGCGUUUUUAACCAGAGAGAAAACUUAAGCAUAAUGGUCGAGAGGGUCGAAGAAUUUUCGGUAGCUUCCUCCGAAGAAGAAGUAGAGGUGCGAAAUCUUGAGUGGGAAAUUCUAUUAGGUGCAAAUAUGAGGUUAGAGCGUGAACUUGAUGGGGAUUCGGACUCGUUCCUAGCAGCUUUUCAGGGCGAAAGUGAUGCAGAUACGGCUGAAUUUGAUGCCGUUUUCAGGCGAGUUGUGGAGAUUGAAACGGGUAAUCCUCCGGCGGCGAAAAGGUUUGUGGAGAAUCUUCCCUCUGUGGAGUUAACGGUGGAGGAAUUACUGAUGAACACUGUGGUUUGCGCAAUUUGCAAGGAUGCGAUUGUGGUGAAAGAGAAGGUGAGGCGGCUUCCGUGUUCUCAUUACUAUCACGGGGACUGCAUUGUGCCGUGGUUGAGCAUAAGGAACACCUGUCCCGUUUGUCGGUAUGAGUUGCCCACCGAGGAUCCUUAGUAGAGGGUUGGUGGUGGUGGUGGUGGUGGCAGCGGGGAGCUGCGUCCUGAGGGGCUGGGCUUGCAGGUUAGCUACUUGCUUAAUUGUCUUCUCUAAGUAAAUACCUUUUUUUUCCAGAUAUAGUCUCAUCUCUUUCUGAAUUGAUGAGAACGAAGCUUGUAAUGGUUUUUAAUUGUUAUAUAGCUAUUUACAUAUUACUAUUAAAUAUUUUCUUUGUUGUCAUGGAAAAAAGCUGCCCUUUAAUGAGAAUUUGAGUUUUAGUGGUGCUUCUGCGCCAAAAUUUGUACACAUUGAGAUUUGAUUGUGUUCAUUGAGAGAAUCCUUUGAUUUGUGAUUCAA
This is a messenger RNA of Juglans regia (Persian walnut), 1494 nucleotides long. RefSeq names its product E3 ubiquitin ligase BIG BROTHER-related-like. Gene Ontology annotation, biological process: protein ubiquitination. The transcript has a single exon. Gene Ontology annotation, molecular function: ubiquitin protein ligase activity. The record is from RefSeq and is a predicted model, not a curated record. The coding region runs from base 79 to 1155 and encodes 358 amino acids. Gene Ontology annotation, cellular component: cytoplasm. Lineage: Eukaryota; Viridiplantae; Streptophyta; Magnoliopsida; Fagales; Juglandaceae.